This is a messenger RNA of Rhododendron vialii, 2276 nucleotides long. RefSeq names its product eukaryotic peptide chain release factor subunit 1-3-like. Gene Ontology annotation, biological process: cytoplasmic translational termination. Gene Ontology annotation, cellular component: cytosol; translation release factor complex. Gene Ontology annotation, molecular function: sequence-specific mRNA binding; translation release factor activity, codon specific. The record is from RefSeq and is a predicted model, not a curated record. The transcript has a single exon. The coding region runs from base 1 to 1311 and encodes 436 amino acids. Lineage: Eukaryota; Viridiplantae; Streptophyta; Magnoliopsida; Ericales; Ericaceae.
AUGGCGGAUGCUCAGGAAACUGAUAAGAACAUUGAGAUAUGGAAGAUCAAGAAGUUGAUUAAGGCACUAGAAGCUGCUAGGGGAAAUGGAACCAGCAUGAUUUCUCUUAUCAUGCCUCCACGUGAUCAAAUAUCUCGGGUUACCAAGAUGCUUGGGGAUGAAUUUGGAACUGCUUCAAACAUUAAAAGCAGGGUGAAUCGCCAAUCUGUGCUCGGGGCAAUCACAUCUGCUCAGCAGAGGCUUAAGCUCCACAAUAAAGUUCCUCCCAAUGGUCUUGUGCUGUACACUGGGACUAUAGUAACCGAUGACGGAAAGGAGAAGAAGGUCACGAUUGACUUUGAACCUUUCAGGCCCAUAAACGUGUCCCUUUAUCUCUGUGAUAACAAGUUCCAUACGGAAGCUCUUAAUGAGCUUUUAGAAUCAGACGACAAAUUUGGUUUUAUUGUCAUGGACGGGAAUGGAACUCUUUUUGGGACAUUAAGUGGAAACACCAGGGAGGUGCUUCACAAGUUUUCUGUUGACCUCCCUAAGAAACAUGGGAGAGGAGGGCAGUCAGCUCUUCGAUUUGCUCGUCUUCGUAUGGAGAAGCGGCACAACUAUGUGAGAAAGACAGCUGAGCUUGCCACUCAAUUUUACAUCAACCCUGCCACUAGCCAGCCCAAUGUUUCCGGUCUAAUUCUUGCUGGAUCAGCAGAUUUCAAGACAGAGCUGAGUCAGUCUGAUAUGUUUGACCCCAGACUUCAGGCGAAAAUUCUGAAUGUAGUCGAUGUUUCUUAUGGAGGGGAAAAUGGUUUCAAUCAGGCAAUUGAGUUGUCCUCUGAAAUCCUUUCAAAUGUGAAGUUUAUUCAGGAGAAGCGCUUGAUAGGGAAGUACUUUGAGGAGAUCAGUCAGGAUACUGGGAAAUAUGUAUUUGGCGUAGAGGACACGCUAAAAACUUUGGAGAUGGGUGCGGUUGAGACGCUUAUUGUAUGGGAAAAUCUGGAUAUUAAUAGGUAUAAGCUAAAAAAUACCACUUCGGGUGAGAUAGUUAUAAAGCACAUGAACAAGGAACAAAACUCCAUUCAAAGUAACUUCCGAGAUCCAGAGACCUCUGCUGAGUUGGAAGUUCAGGAUAAGACAUCACUUUUAGAGUGGUUUGCCAAUGAGUACAAGCAAUUUGGUUGCACCUUGGAGUUUGUUACCAAUAAAUCGCAAGAGGGGUCUCAGUUCUGCAGAGGUUUUGGUGGGAUCGGAGGAAUCCUUCGUUACCAGCUCGAUGUUCGAGCUUUCGACGACCUUUCUGAUGGAGAAGUUUAUGAAGACUCUGAAUAGCAAUCAAUAACUGUUACCCGAUCUGGAGCAGGAAUGUGGGGCAAAAUCCUGCACCAGAUGCGCGAGCUCUCGCGCUUCUUUCUGCUGCUCCGCUGCUGCUGCUCCACAAGUUUCAAAAGUUCCUAAUGAAGGUAUGCACCUGAACUCUGGAACAUAAGCUAUCCUAUUGUUAGCUGGUUAUCCCUAAGUUACAUGGACCCAGAUAUGGGGUGUAUGGUGCAGGUAUGUUUUGUGCAAGUGUAUGGAGUUAUCAUUCUUGCUAUCUCAAGGAAUGGGGAUCCAUCAGAAUAUUCAUAUUCCCUUCGUAUGACUAUUUUGUCAUAGAGCAAUAGCAUUUAUGUCCAAGUUCUUUCCAUGCAUAAUGUUGAAGUUAUUUGAGUAGUUUAGGGUUAAUCGACAAAUAUCAUUUCUUGGUGUUUAUAUCUAAAUAAAUAUGUCGAACAUGGACUCUAUAGUACUUGUAGAAGAGUCCAUGUAACAUAGGUUACUCCUGCUGAUUAAAAAAAAAACAUAGGUUACUCCUAAUGUUCUUGAUCUCUUUAUCUAUCUAUCUAUCUAGUUGCAAUGAGAUUGUUAUUGAGAUGGGAUAACUAUGAUUGAGCUACGCUUAAAUGUGGUGAUCUGGAGCAGGUGGAUAAAGGGUGUAACCCCUUCUAUUGCUCAGACAAUGCUAAUGGAAAGCUUGCUCGUGCUUUUCAUAUCACCCUUGGAUCAAGACGCUGAAGAAGUCAUGUGUACGCUGGGGAAACUUCAUAUAUUUGUCAUGGUGUGUGGUAAACCUUUUUAUCAUGCAGAACUUUUUAAGUAUUAUUAUGACGAUGUUUGGAAUAAAUUCAUGCAGAACUUUUCUGAUGAAUGUUAUGCUAUGUAUGAGGCAGACCAUUAGCCUGUCUAGUGCCAUAAUUCUGUAAUAAAUUUUAUACCUAUUUAAGGUGUGCUGCUAUCAAAUCAAUUUAUGCGUGCUA